This is a messenger RNA of Drepanopeziza brunnea f. sp. 'multigermtubi' MB_m1, 789 nucleotides long. RefSeq lists its product as uncharacterized. Lineage: Eukaryota; Fungi; Ascomycota; Leotiomycetes; Helotiales; Drepanopezizaceae. The record is from RefSeq and is a predicted model, not a curated record. Gene Ontology annotation, biological process: ribose phosphate biosynthetic process. Gene Ontology annotation, molecular function: sedoheptulose-bisphosphatase activity.
AUGACCACGCCCCGCGUCUUCAUUGUGCGUCAUGGCGAGACGGAAUGGUCGUUGAAUGGCAGGCAUACGGGCACCUCCGACAUCCCCUUGACUCCAAAUGGGGAGAAGAGAAUCAUUGCCACUGGAAAGGCCUUGGUCGGGGACGAUCGAUUGAUUGUCCCGAAGAACUUGGCACACAUCUACGUCUCCCCAAGAACACGCGCCCAAAGAACCCUCGAACUCCUCUACCUAGGCUGCCGAGCCAAACUGCCAUGGCAAGAGAAGCGACCGGUCGGUGACGGAGACAUUAGGACUGAGGCCCAUGUUCAGAUCACAGAAGACAUUCGGGAAUGGGACUACGGAGAUUAUGAGGGUAUCACAAGUCCGCAGAUCAAAGAGAUGAGGAAGAAGGCGGGAUUGCCUCCUUGGGAUAUUUGGCGCGACGGAUGCCCGGGAGGAGAAUCCCCAGAGGAGGUCACCUACCGAUUGGACCGCCUCAUCAAAGAGAUUCGGGAAAAGUAUCAUGCCUCAGUCAUUGGCCAGCCGAAGUGCAAGACGCCACCCGGAGACGUCCUGCUAGUAGCCCACGGCCAUAUCUUGCGAGCUUUUGCGAUGCGGUGGGUAGGCAAAACGCUCCAGGACGGACCGACAUUCUUGCUUGAGGCUGGUGGCGUUGGGACUUUGAGCUACGAACAUCACAGCCUGGAUGAGCCAGCCAUACUGCUGGGUGGUAGCUUUAUGGUUGACGCCGUGGAGAUGGGAGAGGAAUUGGGGAAGAAGGAAGAAAUGAACCUUCUAGAGAAAAAUUGA